Triticum aestivum (bread wheat) is the source of this 1774-nucleotide messenger RNA. RefSeq lists its product as uncharacterized. The record is from RefSeq and is a predicted model, not a curated record. Lineage: Eukaryota; Viridiplantae; Streptophyta; Magnoliopsida; Poales; Poaceae. Bases 49 to 1074 code for a protein of 341 amino acids. The transcript is spliced from 7 exons.
GUGGUGAGCACAUGGAGCUGUUCGGCCGGCACUUGAAUAUAAAAUAAGAUGUUGCUGGUACAGAGGGAUACAUCAACAACGCUAGCACAGCACCGGGGCUUGGCGCAGCAAGGGGGGAGGGAGCAAGAACAAAGCUUGCUGGUUGAGAUGGGGCGGAGAUCUAGGAACUACUCGGCUGCAGCUCAACCGGAUCUUGCUUCUUGCUCUUCAAUGGCUGCUGCCAAGAAGAUGCCCGUCCUGAACACCCCCUACAAUGCCGGUAUGAUCCAAACGAUUGCCGGGGAGUGGAACCCCAACAUCAUGUCUGUUUUCGCGGGGGUAGGGAUGGAGCAGUUUUGCAAGCUCAAGGCUUUAGGCAAUAAUAAUCGCAUAUUUUCCAUGUCCCUGCUCGCUAGGAUAGAUCCUAAAACUAUGAAGAUGGACAUGGGGGACGGAAACUUUGUUGUGAUUGACUCUAGGGAGGUAGCAAAAUGCAUAGGAUUGAACCCUAGCGGGAAAAAGAUCGAUAUCCGGGCUGGUGCUUGCUUGCCAGACCGGGAAGAGUUACUAGGGAAGUUUCAUGCCAUCUUAGAGACUGGCAUGCCCAAAACAUGCAAGAUUCCAAUUGUGAGAGUUAAAAAGAUAGUGCAAAACACUAGCAAAGUAGCAAUCGUGGGGGCGGAGAGAGAGAGAGAGAAAAUGAUGGCCGCGUGCACAAUCCUCGCAGCAUCCACAUUUCUUCUUCCUAGAGGAGCCCAUCCGAAGAUUUCGAAUGAGCUGUUGCCUGUUCUUGCUGAGCCGAACAAAAUAUCGGAAUAUGAUUUGUGUGACUACGUGGUGGAGGGGUUGAGAGAGGCUGCAGCAAAACUGAGGGAUGAUUUGUUGCAUGACCCAUCUCAGCUUUCUCUUCAGGGGUGCCUCCUUGUUCCUCAGAUCAUCUUCUGUGACUACCAUGAGCAUGGCAUGGAAGGGCGUGAGCAGCUACCACUUCCUCGGAUGGCGUCGUACUCCGAUCUGUUGAUGAAGCUUCAGAUACGCAAGCACGCAACCAAGAACGGAGUGGAUGCAGGCUUCGAGGUAUCUGAUGUCCCCUGAUCGCCGGCAAUUAAUGUGCCGUCCGGGAGUGCACCGCCUGCGUAUUCUUGGACCACCCCAAGCCCUGGUGUGUGCGCCGCCCAGCCUGGAUUUGCUGUGGCCCAUGGGACAGAGAUACCUGCGCAGAUUCUGGCUGCACUUAAGGAGGCAGUGGCACAUCAGUUCAAGAAAAGGGAGGAGGAGUUCUUGAAGAUGGUGGACGAUGCCAAGGAGAAGGUGCUGGCGGAAAUACGGUGCAAGACGGAAGCCAAACGACAGAGAGAACUAGAAGACACACUAGAGGAUUUCAUGGACAGGGUGAAGAGGCAGGCUCCAAUGGCGGUGGCGUUCCCCAACGUCACACCGUCUUCUCAUGUGCCAAGAAGCAAAAUAGAUAUCGUGCAAGACCUAGCUACUACUUCACGUGAAGCUGCUCAAUCUCUGAUGGUUGCUGUGGUCCGUAACGAGGAAACACGUAGCCCCCCAGUUUUUGAUGCCAGCUGGGGAAACAGGUAUUUCACUAGCCUCUGGAAGCAAGAACCAUAACGUGCAUGUGCCUCCGAUGGAGCAUGGAAAAGGUAUACAAUUGAUUAGAAACCAUUCUUAAUUAGCCGCGUCGUCCGUUGGAUCUUCAUACCUGUACUAAUUAUGUUGAAAAUAUGCCCUAGAGGCAAUAAUAAAAACAUUAUUAUUAUAUUUUCUUGUUCAUGAUAAUUGUCUU